AUGGCUUCCUCCAUAACAAACCCAUUAUUCUCCUCCAAAUUCUUGGGCACCCGAGUCUUCACAUCCCCUCCCACUCCCAAAACAGUCCCACGAAGAUUCGCCAUCCCAAAAUCACUUCUUGAUGAUAAAAGCUACACAAUUUCGAAAAAUCUAACCAAUCGUGCAGCUCUAGCCGCGCUACUGUUCUCUUCAGUCACUCCACAUGCGCUGGCGCUGGAUGGUUCCCCGCCGCCACCAGCCCCCGCUCCACAGGUUGUCGAAAUCGAGGCCCAAAAGCCCGGCCCGUUGUCGCCCUUCGGCCAAGACCUUAUCUUGAAUGCGCCGAAGCCCCAGGCCCAGCCCGCUUCCGACCUCCCCGAGGGCUCCCAGUGGCGAUACAGCGAGUUCCUGAACGCGGUGAAGAAGGGAAAGGUCGAGAGGGUUAGGUUCAGUAAAGACGGAAGUGCCCUUCAGCUCACGGCCGUCGACGGCCGCCGAGCCACGGUGGUCGUGCCCAAUGACCCGGACCUGAUCGACAUAUUGGCCAUGAACGGCGUAGAUAUAUCCGUCUCCGAGGGCGAAUCUGGAAACGGUCUGUUUAGUUUCAUCGGGAAUCUAAUCUUCCCCUUUCUUGCCUUUGCGGGCCUCUUCUUCCUGUUCCGUCGGGCUCAGGGAGGGCCCGGAGGGCCCGGCGGUCUCGGUGGCCCAAUGGACUUCGGCCGCUCCAAAUCCAAGUUCCAGGAGGUCCCAGAGACUGGCGUGACGUUUGCUGACGUGGCGGGAGCUGACCAGGCAAAGCUUGAGCUUCAGGAAGUAGUCGAUUUCUUGAAAAACCCAGAUAAAUACACAGCAUUAGGCGCAAAAAUUCCCAAAGGCUGUCUCUUGGUGGGCCCACCAGGGACUGGGAAGACCCUCUUGGCCAGGGCUGUGGCAGGAGAGGCAGGCGUGCCAUUUUUCUCGUGUGCGGCUUCGGAGUUUGUCGAGCUUUUUGUGGGUGUGGGGGCUUCUAGAGUGAGGGAUUUAUUCGAGAAGGCAAAAUCGAAAGCUCCGUGCAUUGUGUUUAUUGACGAGAUCGAUGCUGUUGGGAGGCAGAGAGGGGCUGGGCUUGGUGGUGGGAAUGAUGAGAGAGAGCAGACGAUUAAUCAGCUCUUGACUGAAAUGGAUGGGUUUUCGGGUAACUCGGGUGUUAUAGUGCUGGCGGCUACAAACAGGCCCGAUGUGCUUGAUUCGGCUUUGUUGAGGCCCGGGAGGUUUGAUCGGCAGGUGACUGUCGAUCGGCCAGAUGUUGCAGGGAGAGUCAAGAUUCUUCAGGUGCACUCAAGAGGGAAGGCCCUGGCCAAGGACGUUGAUUUCGAGAAAAUAGCGAGGAGGACACCUGGCUUCACGGGGGCCGAUCUGCAAAACCUCAUGAACGAGGCCGCCAUCCUGGCGGCAAGGCGUGACCUCAAGGAGAUAAGCAAGGACGAGAUAUCUGAUGCCCUCGAAAGAAUAAUCGCAGGGCCCGAGAAGAAGAAUGCUGUUGUCUCUGAUGAAAAGAAGAGGCUCGUGGCUUAUCACGGUACAAAAACAGAAAAAAUAAAGGUUGCCGAGGAGGCUAUCUUCGGACAAGAUAAUGUGACAACAGGAGCUUCCAAUGACUUCAUGCAAGUUUCAAGGGUUGCAAGGCAAAUGGUCGAGAGGUUUGGCUUCAGCAAAAAGAUCGGUCAAGUGGCUAUUGGUGGGCCCGGUGGAAAUCCCUUCCUUGGCCAGCAGAUGUCGACCCAGAAAGACUACUCGAUGGCGACUGCAGACAUUGUUGAUGCAGAGGUGAGGGAGCUUGUAGACCGGGCGUACUCUAGGGCAAAGCAGAUAAUCACAACCCAUAUCGACAUUCUUCACAAGCUGGCUCAGUUGCUGAUUGAGAAAGAAACUGUUGAUGGAGAGGAGUUCAUGAGCCUCUUCAUUGAUGGCAAGGCUGAACUAUUUGUUGCAUGA
Messenger RNA from Striga asiatica, 1953 nucleotides. The record is from the annotation of a GenBank genome assembly. NCBI's taxonomy places the organism in Eukaryota, Viridiplantae, Streptophyta, Magnoliopsida, Lamiales, Orobanchaceae.